GUGUCAUUGGCAGAGGGAGGGGGCAGAGUUGGGUGUGUAAUGGGAUGGAACUGAUCUGGUACAGAAGGCAACAAAAAAAAAAAAUCAGUAUCCCUGUGACAAGUGGGUUUGAAAAAAUCAGCUGGAUUUUAAAAGAAAUCAUUUGCAACAGGAAUUUCUCUCUUGAAUAUUUGCAUUGAAAGAAGAAUCUCCUUCUUGCAGCGAAUAAGGAAUAAAGAAUGUACAGAAGCGAGGAAGGGAUAUAAGUUGUCCUGUACCUGAGCUGCAUUUAAGCAAGAUGGAAAACUGGUAGACAAAUGCAUUAUGUAAGUACUGCAAAUGACUGAAAAGAACUGGUAUUCACAAUUAUAAUCAUUUUGUAUUGGGUAAAAAAAAAUGCCAACUUGCAAACCAGAAGAAAUGUACUGUAUUGAUGGAUCACGACGAGAUGCAGUCUUGGAGAACUUCUAUACAAUUGGCCAGGAGCUUGGAAGGGGUGCUACCUCCACAGUAUUUAAAUGUGAAGAAAAGGGAACCAAAAAACUGUAUGCUGCAAAAAAAAUUAAAAAAACUAUUGAUCUUAAAAUUGUAAGAACAGAAAUUGGAGUUUUGCUACGUCUCUCACAUCCAAAUAUUAUUAAGUUAAAAGAUAUCUUUGAGACUUCUGCAGAAAUCACUUUAAUUCUUGAACUAGUGACAGGUGGAGAACUUUUUGACAGGAUAGUAGAACGUGGCUAUUACAGUGAACAGGAUGCUGCAUGUGUUGUACAGCAGAUUCUGGAAGCAGUUGCCUAUCUACAUGGAAAUGGAGUUGUUCAUCGGGAUCUGAAACCAGAGAAUCUUCUCUAUGCAGACAUGACUCCAGACUCCAUUUUAAAAAUUGCGGACUUUGGACUGUCCAAAAUGAUUGAUGACCAGGUGGCCAUGAAGACAGUAUGUGGUACUCCAGGAUACUGUGCACCAGAAAUUCUUUUUGGCUCUCCUUAUGGGCCAGAAGUGGAUAUGUGGUCUGUUGGCAUCAUUACAUACAUUUUAUUAUGUGGGUUUGAACCGUUCUUUGACCCACGGGGAGAUCAAUACAUGUACAGCAAAAUCCUAAAUUGUGACUUUGAGUUUGUGUCUCCCUGGUGGGAUGAAAUCUCUCUAAAUGCCAAGGAUUUGGUUAAAAAAUUGAUUGUGUUGGAUCCAAAGAAAAGAAUGACAGUCUCUCAAGCUUUGCAACACCCUUGGGUAACUGGAAAGGCAGCUAAGCUUUCCCAUAUGGACCGCACCCAAAAGAAACUACUGGAGUUCAAUGCUAGGCGCAAACUAAAGGCAGCUGUGAAAGCAGUAGUUGCUUCAAGCCGUUUAGGAAAUCAUGGCCACCAUGAGAACUCAAGAAAUUUACAAACCCCUGAAAAUACAAGGUGGUCAGAGAGCUCACAAGAAGGGGCUUCAGAAUCCUGUUUGCCAAAAGUCCCUGGAAGUGUGAUGGCCAAAGCAUCCUCCACCACUGAGCAAAACGUGUCGUCAGAGAGUGCACCUGUGAUAGUUGCAAGAAAAAAACUAAAAUAGUAGAAGGAAGAAAUUCUGCAGCCAGUAUGAUUUUGUGCACUCUUCUGUCCAGAUAUUAAUCAUACUUUCUUGGCCUAAUUACACCAAUCAUGCUAGUUCCAUGAAGGUUUUGACACCUUUGGACAGUACAAUUCACUUGACGACAUAAAGUUGCAGGACUUGGAACAUUACUUCCAUACAUUCAUUGUACUGUAUAUAUUGUCUGAUUUUGGCAAUGAAACAUUUGUUUUUUCAGAAUAUGUCACAAUAUGUCACUGUUUUUUACACUGUUUAUUAGUACACAUUAUUCUUGUGUUUUUUUGUGUAUUAGAAUAUUAUUCUGUAUACUAAGUUAUUAUUCUGCCCCACAUUUUAACUUUAUUACAUGCAUAUUAAAUAUGAUGAUACAUGGUA
Molecule: messenger RNA, 1926 nt
Organism: Xenopus tropicalis (tropical clawed frog)
Lineage: Eukaryota; Metazoa; Chordata; Amphibia; Anura; Pipidae
Product: calcium/calmodulin-dependent protein kinase type IV
Exons: 12
Coding region: 376-1533 (385 amino acids)
Cellular component (GO): cytoplasm; nucleus
Molecular function (GO): calcium/calmodulin-dependent protein kinase activity; protein serine/threonine kinase activity; transferase activity
Source: RefSeq, a predicted model, not a curated record